Messenger RNA from Lodderomyces margitis, 906 nucleotides. RefSeq lists its product as uncharacterized. The transcript has a single exon. The record is from RefSeq and is a predicted model, not a curated record. Gene Ontology annotation, biological process: centrosome localization; microtubule nucleation; chromosome segregation. Gene Ontology annotation, molecular function: microtubule binding. NCBI's taxonomy places the organism in Eukaryota, Fungi, Ascomycota, Pichiomycetes, Serinales, Debaryomycetaceae. Gene Ontology annotation, cellular component: kinesin complex; centrosome; kinetochore. The coding region runs from base 1 to 906 and encodes 301 amino acids.
AUGUCUUCAAAACUACAAGCUUUAAGCAAGGAUGAACUAAUACAGAAGGUAUUAGAAUCAGAAGCGAUAUUGAAUGAGUUCCAAGAGUCAAGUAAAGAUCUAGAAAAGGCAUUAGAGGAUGAAUUGCAAGAGUUGGAAACGACAAAGAUGAAUCUCGAGGAUCAAGUCAUCAGCUUAAAGAAUCAAUUACUUACAUCAAGACAACAGAAUUUAGACCACGGUAAAGAACUAGAUAAGCUUCAGGAUCUUCUAUUAAACAAGGAUCAAGAAAUCAUGGGUCUACAGCAGAAGAUAGUCAAGAUUGAAAUUGCCAACGCCUCGAUGGAAAGUCAGGAUCGCAUCAUGCUCAACAAAUACGAAGUACAACAAACUUUUAACAACGAGCUACUAGAAAAGUUGGCGAUUCUAGAAGAUGAAUUAGACAGGGCCAAAAGACAAAAUUCAGAGAGGCAAUUGCAUAUAACCAACUAUAAAAUACAAGUUCAUGAUUUGCAGGAAACAAUUAAGCAACUAGAAGCCGACCAACAUAGGGAUUGUGAUGCCCUGUUUGUUAGUAUGAAGGAUGUGUUGAAAAGUACACCACCGCCGAAUGUCCUCCGAAACGUCACCAAUACGACGACUUCACAAAGUAAAAUGAAAAAAUCAGAUUCAUUACAGAAACUUAAAAACUUGACCCGAGAUAUUGACAUAUUCCUUGGCAAACAAGAUCGACUGGACGAUCUAUCAGCUGACAGCUUAAAAAGAAUGUCUACUUUAAAGGCACCGUCACUGACUAUAUUGACAAUUCUGGAUGAAUCGGCAUACAUAAACACCCACAAGAAAACCAAACGGCUUUCCUAUAGCAAGCGAUACUCCCAGUUACCUUCCAUUACUGGAAGCCCAAAGGCAACACCACGACAGAAUUGA